Molecule: messenger RNA, 2070 nt
Organism: Durio zibethinus
Lineage: Eukaryota; Viridiplantae; Streptophyta; Magnoliopsida; Malvales; Malvaceae
Product: beta-amyrin 28-monooxygenase-like
Biological process (GO): sterol metabolic process
Molecular function (GO): heme binding; monooxygenase activity; iron ion binding
Source: RefSeq, a predicted model, not a curated record
ACCCCUUAUUCUUUGCAAACAAAUUCACAUCCAACUCCCAAAGAUUCCACAAAGCACACUAUGGAGCAUUUCUACAUUACCUUUCUACUUCUCUUUGUCUCCUUUGUAAGUCUCUCCCUCUUCGUCCUUUUCUACAGGCACAAGUCCAACUACUCCGCCCCUAACCUCCCUCCAGGCAAGCCUGGCCUUCCCAUCAUAGGCGAGAGCCUAGAGUUCCUGUCUACCGGAUGGAAAGGCCAUCCGGAAAAGUUCAUAUUCGACCGUAUCGCCAAGUACUCUUCUCAGGUCUUCAAGACCAACAUCCUUGGCGAGCCGGCCGCCGUCUUCUGCGGCGCUGCCGGCAACAAGUUCUUGUUUUCCAACGAAAACAAGUUAGUCACAGCAUGGUGGCCAAGCUCGGUUGACAAAGUCUUCCCAUCCUCUUUGCAAACUUCAGCCAAAGAAGAAUCAAAGAAAAUGAGGAAACUCCUUCCUCAGUUCAUGAAACCUGAGGCCUUGCAAAGGUAUAUCGGAAUCAUGGAUACUAUUGCCAAUAGACACUUUGCUUUGGGAUGGGAAAACAAAGAUGAAGUUGUUGUUUUCCCGCUGGCAAAGAGAUAUACUUUUUGGUUAGCUUGUCGUCUAUUUUUGAGUAUUGAGGAUCCCAACCAUGUUGCAAAGUUCGAGGCUCCUUUCCAUCUCUUGGCUUCUGGUAUCAUUUCUCUUCCCAUUGAUCUGCCUGGAACCCCAUUUAAUCGUGCUAUAAAGGCAUCAAAUUUCAUUAGGAAAGAGCUUUUAAAGAUCAUCAAGCAAAGAAAGGUUGAUCUAGCGGAGGGAAAGGCGUCGCCAACUCAAGAUAUAUUGUCGCAUAUGUUGUUGACAAGUGAUGAGAACGGACAGUUUAUGAACGAGAUGGAUAUUGCUGAUAAGAUUCUGGGAUUGUUGAUCGGAGGACAUGAUACCGCCAGUGCUGCCUGCACUUUUAUUGUCAAGUAUCUGGCAGAACUCCCUGACAUAUAUGAGCAAGUGUACAAUGAACAAAUUGAGAUAGCAAAUUCAAAAGCCCCAGGUGAAUUAUUGAAUUGGGAUGACAUUCAAAAGAUGAAGUAUUCAUGGAAUGUUGCCUGUGAAGUGUUAAGACUUGCCCCACCACUACAAGGUGCUUUUAGGGAAGCCAUCAAUGACUUCAUUUUCAAUGGUUUCUCCAUUCCAAAGGGCUGGAAGUUAUAUUGGAGUGCAAACUCAACUCAUAGAAACCCUGAGUGCUUCCCGGAACCAGAGAAAUUUGACCCUUCAAGGUUUGAUGGAAACGGGCCAGCUCCAUACACAUUUGUUCCAUUUGGCGGAGGUCCUAGGAUGUGCCCUGGCAAGGAAUAUGCUCGAUUGGAAAUACUUGUUUUCAUGCAUAAUCUGGUGAAAAGGUUCAAAUGGAAGAAAUUGCUCCCUGAUGAGAAGAUUAUCGUUGACCCCAUGCCUAUGCCCGCGAAGGGUCUUCCAGUUCUCCUUUAUCCUAACAAAGCUUAAGGUGGCUUAAUCUCCCAAAUUAGGACACUCGUUAUCUAUCUAGCAACACAAAGCAACUUUACCAGCCACCCCUUUAGCACUUUAAUUUAUGGGUCUGUCAUGUUUAUGAAAUAUGAAUCAAGACAUUUUACUCGUCUGUUUAUUCUGUCAGCUUUUCUCUGUUGUUUUUUUUUUUUUUUUAAAUCAAAUAAAUUUUAUUAAGCAACCUGAUGAUUACAAAACUAUAACUCUCUGCCAAAAGGAACAGAAACGCCUUACAAAAAAACACAUCGAAUGUAUGAACCCCAAAUUCUCUCAAUUCUAAAAACUAAGACUGAAAAAAGAUGGAGAAAACAGCACAGAAAAACAUCCCACCAAAUAUCAAUUGUCCAAGUCCUCAAAGUAACCUCAAACAUAUAUCCAACAAGCCUCCAGGUCUUCAACCAAAUUGCUACAGCAUCCACCAAAUUUCUGUCAGCUGGCGUCGACCCGCUUUCUUUAAGUCAUUCGAUCACUCGAGAGUACUUUUUUCUAUCGCAAUCUCUCUGGUUUUGAGUCCACACGGAUCUACUGAUUUUUAUGUACUCU